CUUUCUGAAACCCUUCUGUGGGGUUAAACUGGCUGAGGCUGCGUCGGUACGCGUUAGUGUGCGUGUAUAUUUAGUGUGAUCGCUGUCUUUAACCACAUCCUGCCUCCGUGUGACAAAGAGAAGAGAGAAGAGAAUAAGGAGAAGAGCUGCUUCUCAUCUGGUGGCUCGUCGUUGGACUGGGUGCUGUUGUGACUGGGUGCUGGUGUGACUGGUUCUGGUGUGACUGGUUCUGGUUCCUGCUGAGAUGUCUCUCCUGCCGCCCGUUGUGGGCCUGUUGCUGCUGCUCUCUCUGCCCGCCGCUGCAGCGGGCAUGACGAUGUACGACCCCAGACUCUGCUACAUCCUGGACGGCUUCCUCGCCGGGUACGGCCUGGUCAUCACCGGACUCUACCUUAAGGAGAAGUUUUUCACUUCCAAGAAGAAGAAAGACAAAGAAAACCUCUUCUCGAACCGCACCCAACCAGAACAACAUUACCAACCAUUGAAGAAGCGGGACCCAGAUGCUGAUUACAAUGAACUACCUCUGAAACGAGAACGCCAAAGGAAGAACGAUCAACAGGUUUACCAGGAUCUGAAUCUGGGCAGGGACAGAGACACCUACAACACCCUACCGAUGCAACCCCUAGCUGCUGCCAGCCGCUAAAUAACCACGCUCAUGAACGCACCGCUAGACCGCUAAAUAACCAGGCUCCUGAACGCACCUCCAGACCGCUAAACAACCACACUCCUGAACGCACCUCCAGACCACUAAACAACUGCGCUCCUGAACGCACCGCCAGACUGCUGAACAACCACGCUCCUGAACGCACCGCCAUACUGCUAAACAACCACGCUCCUGAACGCACACCAGACCGCUAAACAAACACGCUCCUGAACGCACCGCCAGACCGCUAAACUACCAGGCUCCUGAACGCGCCGACAGACCCUUAAACAACCACGCUACUGAACGCACCUCCAGACCGCUAAAAAAACACGCUCCAGAACGCACCGCCAUACCGUUAAACUACCAAGCUCCUGAACGGACCUCCAGACCGCUAAACAACCACGCUCCUGAACGCACCGCCAGACUGCUAAACAACCACGCUCCUGAACGCACCUCCAGACCCUUUCACGCCCAACGAGCUGAGAUACUGUAGCCAUGAAAUCUGCUUUCCUGAGAUGUUAUUUGAAUAACUGAAUUUAAUCUUGAUAUUGUGGUAAUAUUAUGUUCUUUAUGUCAACAGUUUUUUGCUAUGAUAUACUUCAGUUUAUUGAUUUUAUUAGUUCCUUAUAUUAUUUCAUGCUUAAUACAUUCCUAUUUAUAAAUACAUUUAGGAUGUCCAUUUUCAUUUUUCGUUUAUUUGGAUUUUCUCAAACUGCGUAAACAUAAAAAUUAAGAAACCCUUUAUGUCUGUCUGCCAUCAUGCAAUAUUGAAUUAAAUACAUAUUCGUACGCCAGUUCCAAAUCCA
Molecule: messenger RNA, 1449 nt
Organism: Gadus morhua (Atlantic cod)
Lineage: Eukaryota; Metazoa; Chordata; Actinopteri; Gadiformes; Gadidae
Gene: cd247
Product: CD247 molecule
Exons: 7
Coding region: 245-643 (132 amino acids)
Source: RefSeq, a predicted model, not a curated record